Messenger RNA from Caenorhabditis auriculariae, 1546 nucleotides. The record is from the annotation of a GenBank genome assembly. Lineage: Eukaryota; Metazoa; Nematoda; Chromadorea; Rhabditida; Rhabditidae.
AUGGCGGUGGAAGUGAAAUGUCCAUACAAACUGUACGAUGAGGUCGUUUUGUUCAACGGGAAAUGGAUGCAGGCUAGGCAGAUCCGUUUCCGAACUGCCGACGGCACUGAAGGGGUCGGUUUCGUCGAUAAUACCAAAAAUUUCAUGAUCAAUUUUUUUAAACGCCAUCGUUGAAGACAAAUUCAAAAAAAUUCUCUUUGAAAAAUUUUUGUGAGAAAAAUUCUGUAUAGGAAUAGAGUUUUAGGUCUGGCAAUCAGCUCAUCGGAACACCAGACCUGCCGGAGCUUCAGCUGACGGAGUUAGUAUAAUCGGCGUGUUGAGAAGGGCCGACAAAAAGUUCAUUGUUCUCGUCAAGCAGUACCGCAUCCCAUUGGGGAAGUUUUGUCUGGAGUUUCCUGCUGGUAAGUCUUCACAAAAAACCCCAUGGUCGCAUUUGGAAUGCGGAAUUCUUGAAGCCGAUCUAAAAAGACUUACUAGCGAGGACUUCAAAAUCGAGCGAUUCCAGUUGCGACCACGUUUUUUUCAAUGUAUACACAGAUAAAAAGGAUAAGAUGAAUAGGAAGGGGUUGAGUUGAAAAGACUUCUAAAAAAUGUUUCUGAAGGUUUUGAUUCCGUAGAAAGUGUUUCAUACCUAAAAACUUUCUUCUUAAACUUUCUGGUUUUUGAAGCUUUAUCCAGUUGUUCUCGUCUUUUUCUUUCAUAUAUUAUAGAUCGUGCAAAAAAAAAAUGGAGUAGGCCGCACGGGGUGAGAUCCAGCCAACGUAUGGGACAGCCUUUUUGAAUUUUUUAAACUCACAUUCAAAUCAUCAACUUGCAAAAAAACCAAUCUUUUUCGGUUUGAUCGACGCUGGCGAGACAGCAGAGCAAGCAGCUCUCCGAGAACUCAAAGAAGAGACCGGGUACACGGCUUCUCGGGUCAUCAGCACGUCAGUUUCUCGUCUUUUGUCCAAAAAAAUGCGGCCUUCUCAGCUCGGAAAGCUGCGGCCUCGACCCCGGGCUCACUGACGACUCCGUGAACCUAGUCAUGGUCGAGAUCGAUGGCGAUGCUCCGGAAAACGUGAACCCCAGCCAAAAAUUGGACAGCACAGAGGUGAUAGUAACUGUCUUGGACAUUUUUUGAGCCUUAAGAGCCUUCAAAGAACUUUGAGAAUUUCAAAAAUAUAAUCUAUAGAUUAUCGAUUUUGUACCUUCCCAGCUCUGUUUUAUAACCCCUUCAGAAGACCAAAAAAUGUUCUUUUGUGUUUUUGGCUCUUUUGUCAGAUCAAAUGGACUUUUUUUCUUCAGCCGUUCAAAAAAAAAUUCUUAUCCGCCUUCAUCCUUUCACGAGAAUUUUCAAAACUUCUGUUUUUCGACUGUAAUAUCGAUUUUCAGUCGAUCGACGUCAUUCUCCUGGAGCAUGAUCAAUUAUUGAACUACGUUAGGUAUCCAGAAUUCUUCAUAGACCCAAUAUAAACUGGAAGAUUCCAGAAACGCUGGGAAAGACGUUGUCGUGGAGGCCUGCUUGUACGCCUACGCCAUGGGCACGCAAUUCGCACAAAUGGCCUGA